UGACCACCCUAACCUUGCCCUUUUCCUCAUACUACUUUCUUUAAAAUCGUAAUAACCAGAUUUAACAAUGUGGAGAUUCAUAACACACAAAACAAGAAAUCUCAUAACUAGUACAAUAACCAAAACUACUUCUCCUAUUUCUUCUUCUUCUUCUACUACUACUAUUUCCCCAUUAACUGCUCCUCUUCGUUUCUUGUCCACUCUUCAACCUGAUUCAAUGGGUUCUGAUUAUUCAUCCACUCCCGUCACUAUUGAUACCAUUAAUCCCAAGGUUUUGAAAUGUGAGUAUGCUGUCCGGGGAGAGAUUGUCACACUUGCUCAGAAAUUGCAGCAAGACCUCAAGGACAAUCCGGGUUCUCAUCCAUUUGAUGAGAUCUUGUACUGCAAUAUUGGAAAUCCUCAAUCACUGGCUCAGCAGCCUAUCACUUUCUUUAGAGAGGUCCUUGCAUUGUGUGACCAUCCAUCUAUCUUGGACAAAAGUGAAACACAAGGUCUGUUCAGUGCGGAUGCCAUUGAACGAGCUUUCCAGAUCCUUGACCAAAUUCCAGGGAGAGCAACUGGUGCAUACAGCCACAGUCAGGGUAUCAAAGGAUUACGCGACACUAUCGCUUCUGGUAUUGAAGCUCGUGAUGGCUUCCCUGCUGAUCCAAAUGAUCUUUUCUUGACUGAUGGUGCAAGCCCAGCGGUUCACAUGAUGAUGCAGCUGCUCAUCAGGUCAGAGAAUGAUGGAAUUCUCUGUCCCAUUCCCCAGUAUCCUCUUUACUCUGCUUCAAUCGCCCUCCAUGGUGGAACUCUUGUUCCUUAUUAUCUUGAUGAACAAACAGGAUGGGGGCUUGAGAUCUCAGAGCUUGAGCAUCAGUUGAAAACUGCAAAAUCCAAGGGUAUUGAUGUUAGGGCUUUGGUUGUGAUCAAUCCAGGCAACCCAACUGGGCAGGUUCUUGGUGAGGCCAACCAACGGGACAUUGUAGAAUUCUGCAAGAGGGAAGGCCUUGUCCUUCUGGCUGAUGAAGUCUAUCAAGAGAACGUGUAUGUGCCUGACAAGAAAUUCCACUCAUUUAAGAAGAUUACCCGCUCUAUGGGCUAUGGGGAAAAGGAUAUAUCUUUAGUGUCUUUUCAAUCGGUGUCAAAAGGAUUCUAUGGAGAGUGUGGAAAGCGAGGAGGUUACAUGGAGAUCACUGGUUUUAGCCCUGAAGUGAGGGAACAGAUAUACAAAUUGGCGUCUGUCAAUCUGUGUUCCAAUAUCUCUGGUCAGAUACUUGCAAGCCUCGUCAUGAGUCCCCCAAAGGUGGGAGAUGAAUCAUACGAGUCUUUUUCUGCUGAGAAAGAAGCAAUACUCUCGUCCUUGGCUAGACGUGCAAAGACGCUAGAAGAUGCACUGAAUAGUUUGGAAGGAGUGACAUGCAACAGAGCAGAAGGGGCUAUGUAUCUCUUUCCGUGUAUUAACUUCCCCGACAAAGCAAUAAAAGCAGCAGAAGCAGCUAAAACUGCACCAGACGCUUUUUAUGCUAAACACCUUCUUAAUGCCACUGGAAUCGUUGUUGUUCCAGGCUCUGGAUUUCGCCAGGUUCCUGGAACCUGGCAUUUUAGGUGCACAAUAUUACCACAAGAAGAGAAGAUACCAGCUAUCGUAUCUCGUCUUACAGAAUUCCAUAAAAAGUUCAUGGAUGAAUUCCGUGGCUAAGGAAUCAGAGAGUGCAUCCUAGCGGAACCUAAUAGUAGAGAAUUUUGAAUAAGCAAUGCCGAUUGCAUCCGGUGCGCGAAUGUUUUGUUUGCCUGCUUCCAUAGUCGAACUGUCAGGACUGUAAUGUCCCAAAUUUUGGGAAUUGUUUCUCUUUUUCUUCUUGGGAUUUGUCCUUGUAAUUGACGAGUAUCAGCUUCAGCUCAUACUGUGUAGCCUGUUAAUUUAUCCCAGCCUCAGACAUUCAGUGGAAAUAUAGAUGUGAUUUGUGCAACCAUGAAAA
This is a messenger RNA of Lycium ferocissimum, 1961 nucleotides long. Its product is annotated as alanine aminotransferase 2-like. Gene Ontology annotation, molecular function: pyridoxal phosphate binding; L-alanine:2-oxoglutarate transaminase activity. Gene Ontology annotation, biological process: biosynthetic process. Lineage: Eukaryota; Viridiplantae; Streptophyta; Magnoliopsida; Solanales; Solanaceae. The transcript has 15 exons. The record is from RefSeq and is a predicted model, not a curated record. Bases 68 to 1681 code for a protein of 537 amino acids.